GUGUUUCGCCUGGUUGUGAUUACCAACUGGUCGUGAUUUGCUCAUCAUUGAUUUCCCACCACUCCUCCAAUAACAAUAAUAAGCAGUUUUCCUCGACACAGUUCAAAAGGAGCAGUUGGUGUUUUCGGUUAUUUUCUACACAGGAGGCCCCCUGCUGUCAGACAGAUUGUCUGUAAUCACAAUCCCACUACAGCCAUGCGUGUGUGAGAGAGACAUAAAAAGAGACAAUUUAGAGAAAGAGGGAGCAAUAUGUGCUGAGAACCCAAGGUCUGUGAUUUCAAAAUAAAACCUUUGACACUCACACACACACAGACACACACACACACAACUGUACAAACAGACCACUAGAGGCCACCUAGACUUUCUGCUCUCCCAUCCACUUGGCGAUAACUUCAAAUAAAAAACAAUCCAAAUUUGCAUAUUAGCAUGUGCCUCCUCUCCAGGUCAAUUGCGGGCCUUGCAUAAGAACAUCACUUGUCUUGGCCUCACCAUAGCAACACCCCUCCUUCACCCGCACACACACAGGUUCUUAAGCAGGCUUUUCAUUCUAUCCUUAGCCUCUCCUCCUCCUCCUCCUGUCUUCUCCUCUCUCCAUCCAACCCCUCCCCUCGCCGUGCACUUGAUUACUGACUGCCAUUUUGACCAGAGAGCUGUGGAACCGGGGACUCUGCUGACUCAAGCUGCGGAGACAUCCGCCACACACACAUAUAGACAUAUUCAAACACUUAGUGCUGACUCUUGGUCGGGCUCGACCGGUCAGACCCUUCACCGACAGCUUUAUCUCAUCGCUUUGGACCAUGUUUCCUGAAUAUGUGUGUGUGAGAUCGCAGCAUGCAUUCGGUCCAGGCAGAGAUGUGGGACCCCUGCCCUCCGUCUAAACAUGGCUCGCCCCUCCCUCCGCAUCCCCCCUCCUGCCUACGCUCCGCCCAUGUGACCACAGCCGCCCCGGCCAAGCGGAUCACCUUCUACAAAAGCGGCGACAGCCAGUUCGGUGGCGUCAGGAUGGCCAUCCACAAGCGCAGCUUCAAAUGCUUCGACGCCCUGCUGGACGACCUUUCCCAAAAGGUGCCCCUGCCAUUUGGCGUGCGGACUGUGACCACACCCCGCGGCACCCACGCCAUCAAACAACUGGAGCAGCUCCAGGACGGCGGCUGCUACCUCUGCUCUGACCAGCGCCAGGCCAAGCCGGUCAACAUGGAGCUGGCCAGCAAACGUCCCAACAUCUGGUACCAUCAUAGCCGGAGGCCCCAGCGGCCCGAGUGUUCGUCCACAACGCCGCCCGGCCAUUUCUCUUACAGGCAGCGACGGAUCCUGCUGGUGAAGAACAGCGAGCCGGGCAUGAGGAGGAGCGUGGUGCUGAGCAGGAGGUCGACCAGGAGCCUGAGGGCCUUUCUUGAUGAAGUGUCCGAGGUGAUGCAGUUUCACGUCCGCAAACUCUACACGGCUGAAGGACGCAGGAUUGACAGCGUGCAAAGCCUCAUGACUUGUCCAGGUGUGUUGGUGUGUGUCGGCCGGGAAGCCUUCAGCACAGUGCUGGUAAACUUUAUCAGGAAAAGCUCGGAGGAAAAACUGCCCGGUCUGAGCAGCAGGUCCCCUGGUCUUGGCCCCAGGACUCCUGGAAACGGGGCCCGAUCUCCUGCUACUCAAGGAGCGAGAUCCCCACCUCAUGGUGCUCAGUCCAGAGCAAGCGAGUACAGUGAAGGGCAUGAAAGCAAGAAAAAUGUUAACUUUGGUUUGAAAACCAAAAAAAGCAUCAUCCACCCUCGUUCAGAUUCUUCAAACCGCUCCGCCCGUUUCUCCUUGUCUUCAGAGAAGUCAUACGGCAACGGUGUCAGCGCCCACUCCCAGGCCAGACCGGCUAUUACGAACGACGACAUUGAAAAGCGUGUCCUGGUCAAUAAAGAUGGCAGCCUCUCAGUAGAGAUGAGGGUGCGUUUUCGCCUACACAAUGAGGAGACCCUCCAGUGGUCUACACAAGUUAAAAAAUCCCAAUCUCUGACUAAUGGAUGUAGCCCCCUGAGCCAGGCUCAGCCCCAUUACCUGCAGCAGGGCCAAUCAGAGAGCUGCUCUGACCCUGAUUCCCCAGCCUUCGAACCAGAGAGUGUUUUGGAGAGGAACUGCUGCCCCUGCUGCUACCAGAGACCAGAACAGCAGUACGACUUGUGGGAAAACCCAGCACACAUCCACAAAAAGACUCCUGUCCCUCCCCCACAUAAAUCCAGCCACACCCACACUAUGAGGAGACAUACACACUCUUCUAGCUCUUCCUCAUCGUGUAAUUCCAGGAGGGUGGUGCGCUGUCAAGCGCGAGUCUCAAACUGCGGCGGAGGUUCAGAGCAGAGCCAAAUGCUCCAGGAGGAGAUAUUUGUGACGGAGCAGGUAGAUGUGGAGCAGGAUGAAGAUAUGCAUGUCGAGGUGUGCAGGGUGAACCGAUGCUGCAGCCGCAGUGAGGUAGUUGCCAUUGAUAGCAACCUACAACCACUUAGCAGGAAGUCAGCAGAGGAUGAGCUUAUAAUGGAGGAAGAGGGGGAGCAUCCGCUGUCUACUGUCAGUUGCUCCUCACAUGUCCUUCAGUCAUUGAAAGAGGACCCGGAUGAUGACCUGCCACCCAGCGCCUCACAAUGCUGUCAUAGCAACAAUGAUGAAGAUGAUGAGAUAAAGAGGGUUGGUAGUGGCUUGUCUGGUCACACAGGAGUUUCUCUACAGUCAGGGGCAUCCAGCGUAUGUACUAAGUGUGGCGGCUGCAAAGGUGGAGUCAACUCUAAUUCCAAUAGUAGAGCAUCAAAGAGGUCCCAUCCUUCCCAACGAGCCUCUCCGAAGCCUUCCACACCUCUCUCCAGCCAUGAGAUUGCAAAUAACGGCAGCGAUGACAACGACUCCGAAGGUUCAGCUGUGUCAACGCAAUCCAACAAGACCAACCUCACCAAUGAUGGGCGCUGCUCUGCAACAUCAAACAUUCUGGAUGGCAGAGCGUCUGGUGCCAUGUCCAGUACGUCCAAUUCUGACCCAUCGGGAAAAGAGGAAGAAAGGGCUCUUAGUGCCACCUCGGCCACAAGUCACAGGUCCAAUAGAUCACACAAGUCUGGCUGUAAAGGCAGCACUUGUGGUGCAGCAGAAAAAGAGGAAGAGAGGAGCCCCAGUGCCGUGUCGGCUCAGUCCAACAAGUCUGCCAAGUCAAACAAGUCUCACAAGUCCAACUGCAGCGGAACAGCUGAGGCUCCUGACAUAAAGACAAUAGAGCAGGCAGAGGGAGAAAACACUGUAGAGAGAGCACGGAGCUCCUUGUCAGUCAAAUCUGAUGCAUCUUCUGCAAAAAGUGCUUCAGUCAAGAUCACAACUACGGUUGCCUCCCCAACUGACAAUACAGCUGUGGAGGAGGAUGACGCACACAAAAGGACUCCCAGUGCCCUUUCUGUCAAGGCAGAAAGACCUGAUAGUGUCCUGUCCGCUAAAUCAGCUAAAUCCACUAAAUCCACUAAAUCUAAUGUGUCAGCAAAGUCUGGCACAUCUCACAGGUCAACUUGCAGUCACUGUGUGGGAGCAGUAUCUCCAGGCGCUAAGAAAGCUGAUGUCCUCGAAGCAACCGGACAGGAAGAAGGAAUUGAGGCAGAAGAGCGAGCAGGGACUGCCAUGUCAGCCAAAUCCAAUCUUUCUGCCAAGUCGAAUAAAUCCCAUAAGUCCACCAAAGCUUCGGAAAGGCCGCUUUCUCCCAGGUCAGGAACUGGAGAAGAUGGAGAAGAAAGGGCAGCGAGUCAAGCGUCUGGCAGAUCGGUCAAAUCUAACGUGUCUGUUAAGUCUUCAAAGUCAUACAAGUCUAACUGUAAUGGUAAUGAAAUCGCGGCAUCUCCAAGCUCCAAGGAAAACGCAAAUGAGAUGGUAGAGGAUGAACAGCAGAGGCCUGAAAGUGCAAUAUCUGCUAAAUCAGCGUCUUCUGCAAAGUCUCACCACACAAAUUGCGACACAAGUUCAAGAGCGGCUUCUCCAGCCAAAGACCCGGCAAAGACAGAGGAAGACAGAACCCCCAGCGCCAUGUCGGGGAAAUCGCACACCUCUGCAAAGUCCUCCAAGUCCCAGAAGUCAAACCGAACCACAGCAUCUCCAAAUCCAAAUGGAGCCGAUAUUCCUUCUAUUGAGACAAACGGAGAGGAGGAGCAAAGUGAAAGUCAAGAGCGGGUGGCCAGUGUCAUGUCUGUGAAAUCAAAAUCUUCAGGGAGGUCCCGUACUUCUCACAAGUCUGGCAAGAAUCUCACACCAAAUACUGUCACCAUUAAAACACCAGAGGCGGUUGACGAGGAAGGAAAUGAGACAACAGAGAGAGCACAGAGCGCUGCAUCAGCUGAUAUUGCUGUUAUUGAAACAACAGAUGAAAAUGUCGUGGAAGAUGAUGGACGAAGAAGUAAAUCUCAUGGCCAAAUGCUCUCACCUAGGAGAGCACGGACCCGCUCACCCAGCAGUCCUCAACCCCCCGUGCAACAGUUGUUGCCUGGCCCCACUGUUGGAGAGACAAGAGGGCCCAGUGCCUUGUCAGUUCGAUCCAGAAUCUCUGCAAAAUCUGGCAAAUCCAAAUGUCGCUGUGGAGCAGCUUCAGCAAAGGAUGAGGAGAAAAGGGAAGAUAAUGAGGAGCUGAAGAAUGAGGAGGCUUCGGAGCGUGCUGCCAGCAUCCGGUCAUCCUCAACCAAAAGACUGAGGAGAGAAUCAGGAGGCACCGAGCAACUGCUGAGUCAAAACUCAUGGGGGUCGGUCUCUCUUGGGUUGCCAGAGGACCAAGACACAGCGGACUCGGACAGUGGCAAGUCCAGUGUUUCUGUUCACACAAACACUGAGAGAAAGGGCAGAGGGAAGACAGCAACUCCCCAUGUCCCUGAAAGCGCAGAGCGGUCCGCUACGAAGGAAGAAAGGGAGGGAACGGGUUCCAUCAUGUCGCACAUCAGUAAAAGCACAAACAAACAUCCAGUAGUCAAUAUCCCUACUAUUGAAACGCCAGGAGGGAGUAAGAUGAAAGGUGAAGAAGGUGGAGAGCAAACAACAGAGAGAGGAGCCAGUGCAUUUUCAACCAAAAGCAGCAGGUCUCACAAGUCUUCUUGUAACCGUAGUGUCAAAGCAGCAUCUCAAAUGCUUGACAGUAAGCCUAAAGCACAACGCACUAGUGCCAGCCCAAUCAAAGUAGGAAAUGACCUUGAAACAGGAAGUGUGAAGUCUGUUUCAACGACUAAAGCUGGCGAUACGGACGCUCCCGACAACAGGACCUCAUCUGCAAUGUCAUCAGCAAGUGCUAAAGUUCGGAGCAAAUCCCCUGCAAGUGCCAGCGCUAACAAUGCUGAUGUAGCUGGAGAUUCAGGAGAUAAUGACGCUGAUAACCAGGCCAUCAGUAGACCAGCUAGUGAGGUCAAAGGGAAAGAAGAUACCGCAGACAAUGAGCAGGCUAGUGUCCCCUCCAAGAGUCCUUGUUGUCUCAGGCCUGAGUCGGUCAAGGCCAAAUCCAGUGGCAGUGUCAAAACGUCCAAUUCUCAAAAGAAAGAAAUCAAAUCUGCAAGCCCCUGUCCUCUACACAGCCCCAGACCACGCAGCAAAACGGAGACACAUAGUGAGAGCAUUCUGUCUCACUCUCUGUCCGCUGCUGAUUUGCUGAAGGAAACCAUGGCUGCCGCACGGUCACACAGCCGACAGUCGAAGGGCAGUAAAACCAGCGACAAGUCUAGGAGUAAAAAGUGUCAGAGGAACCAGACGGAUCAGGAGGAGCUGGAACUGUCGCCUGCCUGUCUGCCCAACGCUUCCCCCAACGAGGUCGUCAGUGACUGGCUGCGGAGCAUUCCCGCUAACAGCAGCAUGCUGGCACUCGGCGAUGAGCCGAAUGAGGAGGAGCAGGUGGUGGAAGAGAAACCUGGAGAGGAGGUAGCAAAUGAGGAGGAAGGUCCUGAGGAGGAGAAAGUUGAGGCUGAAGAGGAAAAAGAGAAAGAGGAGGAUGCUGAAUGUGAUGCAGCAGAAGUGGAGCAGAGUCCAGAUCCAGCUCCAGGCGAUGCAGUGGAGGCUCGCCCCAACGCUAUGAUGUUGAGCGUCGACUCUCUGCCCAGGAGCUUGCAUUCUUCAACUGCAGUGAUGAAAGUUCUUCUGAGCUCUUCUCUGAGUCGAUGUCAGAGCAUGCCUGAGGUGUCUCCAGUUUAUGGUCGUAGACUGAGCACAUCAGCCAGGGGGCUCUUGGACUGUUUGACCCAGCUCCAGCUCAUAGAGCCUGCAGUGAGUCUUGACCAACAGAAGGACCGGCGGUAUGAGGACAUUAUGGCCAUCCUUCAGUCUCUCUGGCACACCGAACCCAGGAACAUUGAGGCCAAGGAGACCAAGGACGUUGGCAAAGAGCAAGUGAGUCCACCGAGGUCCUCAUCUGGGGUGGGUAUGAGCAGUGGCUCUGGCGGAUCAGGGAAGGAGAACGAAAAUCAAGGUGGAGAUGAAAAGACGCAAAACAAAACAAAAGAGACCUCUUUACAUGAGGAUGAGGGAGCGGAGAAGGUUGUAAGAGAGGAGGAGGAGGAAGGAAAUGCAGAGGCAGGACACAAGGAACCAGAGGAGACAGAUGGAGCAGAGGAACCGGCACAGAGUGAAGAGCAAAGUACAAUCCCUCCAAGUCUGGACAGCCCAAAGGCCACCGAGAGCUCUCCUAACGACAGCUCCAAAUCCCCCACCGAUAACGAAGAUACGCUGGAGGACUCCAGCUCAGGAACGCCCCCGACUGUCCUGCGAGCACCUUUGUCAAAAAGACAAUCCCAAGACCCUGAUCCGGUGUGGGUCCUGCACCUUCUGAAGAAGCUGGAGAAACAGUUCAUGAACCACUACAUUAGCGCCAUGGCGGAGUUCAAAGUUCGUUGGGACCUGGACGACAGCGUCAUCCUGGACACCAUGAUCUGCGAGCUGAAGGACGAAGUGAGCAAACGCAUCGAGAGCAGCAUCGAGCGCGAGGUGCGGAAGAUUCAGGGUCGCGCCGGCAGAGGGGGGAGGUUGCCCCGGCCGCCGCAAAGAUCGAACCUCUCCAGGGAGUCCACCAUGACGGAGAAGAGGCGUCGAAUAUUGAAGGUCAUGAAGAUCCAGUCAGUGAAAACUGCCGAGGCCCUGAGCGAUGGAGAGUUGACAGGCGAGUUCAGCGACCAGCGAAGUGACGAUGAGUACUGCCCCUGCGAUGCUUGUGUCCUCAAGAAAAUGGCCGCCCGGCCUCUCAAAGUGAACCCAGCAGCAUCCGAAGCACCAGUGAUGAUGGAGUUCGACCUCCUUAAGAUUUUGCAGCUGAAGAAAAGCCCAUCGCCUGCGCCAUCACCUGCGCCAUCGCCUGCGCCGGUGCCAUCACCUUCACCGGUGACACAACCUGCGGAGACGGAAAGUGAAAGCGAGGUCACAGACAAUGAGGCGAGGAGUUUAGAGGUAGUGCAUGAGGAGGAGGAGGAGGAGGAGGAGGAGGAAGAGGAGGAGGAGGAGGAAACUAAAGAGGAUAUCAAAGCUGAUGUUGUUUUAGAGGAGACAAUCCCAGAGGAAGAUGAGGAUAUAGGAAAAGAAGAAGAUGGUGAUGAGGUUGGAGAAGUGGAGGAGGUAGAGGCUGACAAGGAGGAAAGUAGUGCAGGUGAUGAAGAGCAGGAAGAGGGAGAAACAGGUGGUGAGGAAGCUGGGGAAGAGGACACAUCAGAAAAUGGGGAGGAAGAGGAAGAGGCAGAGUGCCAGUGUGCUAGAAAUGAAGAGGGCGAUGAGGAAACAGCAGGAGAGGAUGCUGAGGAAACUAGCGACAACCCAGGUGAGGAUGAGACAGGAGAUGAUGGAGAGAGAACAGGGGAGGAAGAGGAGGAGACAGGAACAGGGGAGGAGGAGAAGAAUGACAAGGAGACAGUAAAAGAGGUAAAAGCAGGUGAAGGAGAGACCACUGAAAAUGGCGAGGGUGAGGAAGAAGUGGAGGCAGAGGAGGAAGAGUGUGAGGUGUGUGAAUUCAAGGAAGAAGAAGAAGAAGAAGAAGCGACAGGCAGGGAGAGCGGAGAAGAAGAAGCAUCUGGGGAAACGGAGGAUGACGGUGCUGAAAAAAAUGAAGAAGAGUCCACGCCGGUGGAGGAAAUGGCGGAGGGAAACGUCAGCACCUCGGCAGAGGCCGAGGAUGAAGAUGACGGGGUUGAAGGCGAAACGGGAGGAGAGAGUGAAGAGCAGGGAGGGGCGGCAUCAGAGGAGGAAAAAGCCUCAGCACAGGGGGUGACUGGGACCGAGGGAGAGGAGGCCGACGCCGAAGACUCAGACACCGACGGCAAACGGCCGAGCGACACCAGCCCCGACGAAUCAGGACGCGAGGGAGCCGCAGGAGACGAGGAGGAGAUAGAGGGUGUUGAUGUUGUUGAAGAUUUCAAGCCUGAGGAAGAAAAGGUGAACAAAACGGACGAUGAUGCCCUCCUCCGUCAGUUCACCAAGACCUCUGUGGAGAGCCAGCCCGGCUCUUUAGAGGACGUCGACACGGAGUCACCCGCUAAAACUUUAAACUCCAUAGAAGUGCCCAAAAUGGCUAAUGGUGGCGGUGCGGGCCAGAGGAGGAGCCGCUCGCCAGGAAGGGUGAAAUGCCGCAAACCCAAAGAGAGUGACGCCGACGUGGAAGACUUUUAACUCGUCACAGACUCCCAUAAACCCUCAGUGACUACACGGGUAGUAGAUUAAAAAACACUGCAACCAAAAAACACUUGAAGCACUUUAUCACUCCAGAUCCGGUGUAGAAUCUCGACACUUGAGACCACCACCUUAUCCUAUUUAAUUAUACGAAUUAUAUAUAUUUUUUAUGUUAAAUGUAUGUACGAAAGGGAUAUGUCUAUUUCUAUAUUCAAUGUGUAUGAAUAAUAUUUUUUAAAAACAAAAAAAAUACAUUUUUGGCACCCAUGGGUGUGUUAUGUGAACUCAAGUUGUGUGUUCAGUGGACCACAGGUUUAAUGAUUUAUCCAAUCAUAUAGCCAUUAAUAUACCUCGGAGACAUGUUAGACGUUAAUUGCCUGUUAAUUUUUUAUUAUUCUAAAUCACAAACUGUAUUUCAGUAGCUUUAUUGUAUCAUGUUUGAAUAUAAUAAUGUGUUUUCCCCUUUAAACAUGCUAUUGUGUAAACUUUAGCGACCGUACCUCAUUAUAUUUAUCUAGUCCAAUUACUGUGAUCAUUUACAUGAACAUCUGAUUUUCAGAUUGACGUAAACCCUUCUCUGCUGCUUAUAAAAAAAGAAUUCCUUAGGUGUGUGUUACAUGCUGUAGAUUCAGGUGGGGUUUGCAUAACCAGCCGUGAAGCGUGUUACUGAUGCCUUACUGUAUCCAUGGUUAUAUGAAGGUAGAUCGACAGGAACAGAGGGGGGGGGGAGAUUACGAGGAAGUGUCUUUUGUUUCCUGACGUCCUCUCUCUCUCUCCAGCAGAAUCAGAGCCUGUUAAAGAGGCUGGACUGGAUCGAAACUGCCGUUUAAAAUGCUGGAAAACAUACUUUUUAAGACCCCUAAGGAGUAUUUUCUCUCGUUUAACCCCAAGCCGAGUGAGCUGGGCUCAACUUGUACUUUUAGAGCAGAGAUAUUCUGUGUGUGAACGAGGCGAAACAUCUAUUUCUUAUUGCUUAGAUUGAUAGAAAUCCUCCUGUUUGUGGUACCAAGAGAGUGUGUGUGUGUGUGUGUGUGUGUGCCUAUGCUGUUAUUGGUCUAUUUGGCCGUCCAUCAGUCUGUGACAUCACCAAGUGAACAUCAUGUACCUAGAGCAAAAUGAAUGUAAUAAUCUUCAUAUAAAUAAAAUAAAUGCACAGGAA
This is a messenger RNA of Sebastes umbrosus (honeycomb rockfish), 9775 nucleotides long. RefSeq names its product rp1 like 1a (gene rp1l1a). Gene Ontology annotation, cellular component: axoneme. The coding region runs from base 832 to 8616 and encodes 2594 amino acids. NCBI's taxonomy places the organism in Eukaryota, Metazoa, Chordata, Actinopteri, Perciformes, Sebastidae. Gene Ontology annotation, biological process: axoneme assembly; retina development in camera-type eye; photoreceptor cell development. The transcript is spliced from 8 exons. The record is from RefSeq and is a predicted model, not a curated record.